Neoarthrinium moseri is the source of this 669-nucleotide messenger RNA. RefSeq lists its product as uncharacterized. The transcript has a single exon. The coding region runs from base 1 to 669 and encodes 222 amino acids. Lineage: Eukaryota; Fungi; Ascomycota; Sordariomycetes; Amphisphaeriales; Apiosporaceae. The record is from RefSeq and is a predicted model, not a curated record.
AUGUCCGACAAAUACAGGCCUACGAUCUUGAUCUUCAGCGUUGGCGAAGUCGAGGGUGGCCUCAAGAAGAUCAAGGAGAAAGCCGACGUUCACCAGGCGUCCUUCUCGCGGCCGAACGCAUGUGCAGAUCUCCUCAAAGCCCACCCCUCGGCUCAAGCACUCUGGAUCGUAGAUCCAGACAUCGCCAGGCAGGAUCACAAGCUACUGUCCAAGCAGGUCGUCGCCUAUGUUCGGAACGGAGGCACCGCAAUCAUAGGCGGUUGGUUCGUCGCAAGCGUCACGCCGCUGGAGUUCGACGAGUGGAUGGAGAGUGACUGGAACCUGCCCUGGAGGUUCGGCCAGUACGAAACAACGACAGUGGUCUUUCAGAGCUCGGCCGUUGGGCCUCGCGAUCACUGGCGGGACGGCUUGGCUGCCGCCUACAGCCAGAAGGGCGUGUUCCUGAAGAACGUCGCCGCCACGGACUCCUGGUACGCGUCGCCGCCCGGCUCCAAGAGCGAGUCACGAGUCUUUGGGCCUCUGCCCAUCGAGAGCCAGACGUCCAUGGCUUUUGGGAGGGUCGGCCAGGGCUGGCUGGGCUUCACCGGGGAUAUCAACAACGUGACCGAGACCAACAAUGCACUCCUGGCGAUGAUGGGGCUCAACGGGAGAGACAUCUAUGACAAGUGA